CCAGAGCCCACACGCGCAUUCAAUUGCUUUAAUCUCAUCAGCGAAUUCCCUCUCCAUUUUAUCCCCACUCUUUUCUUUUUCUUUCUCAUUGUCUUCUUUUAGCUUUUCUUCUUCAAACUCUCUCUUAGUUCUCCCAUCUGAGAAAGAGAAAACUCUGCAAUGGCGAAAGCAGUUUUGUUAAUGGCGCUUAGCUUCCUUCCGGCAUUGGCUUUGGCAACCCGUUGGGUGAAGGACCCCCUUGUAGUUGAAGGGAAAGUUUACUGUGACACCUGCCUUGCUGGUUAUGAAACCACCGCCACUACUUACAUCGCUGGAGCCAAGGUUAGAAUAGAAUGCAAGGAGAGGGUCUCAAACAAGAUUAUAUACAGCAAGGAGGCCACAACAGACUCAUGUGGAACCUACAAGAUGCUCAUUCCUGAGGACCAUGGUGAUGAAAUCUGUGAUGCUGUGCUAGUUAGCAGUCCUCAGUUCGACUGUGCCACUGCAUCCCCAGGCCGCGACCGCGCACGUGUCAUUCUCACGGAGAACAAUGGCAUUGCAACUAAGAAUCGUUUUGUCAAUGCAAUGGGAUUCACUAGGACUGACGCCCUUGCUGGCUGCGCUGAUGUUCUCAAGCAGUAUGAGGAGACUGAAUAUGGAUACUAGAGAUGUGGUUUGAGUGAAGUUACUAUGAUGCUAAAUAUAUCUUGGUUUUGGCAUAUCCUUUUAUAUGUAUCUUUACUUAUUUAUUUAUUUUUUCCUUUUUCUUAUGGUUUUGUUUGUUUGAAAGUUUAAAAAGACCACCCUAUAAACUUAUUUGUUAAUGGAAUCUACUAAGAAAUUAUUGAA
Messenger RNA from Humulus lupulus (European hop), 828 nucleotides. Its product is annotated as protein DOWNSTREAM OF FLC. The coding region runs from base 160 to 645 and encodes 161 amino acids. The transcript is spliced from 2 exons. The record is from RefSeq and is a predicted model, not a curated record. Lineage: Eukaryota; Viridiplantae; Streptophyta; Magnoliopsida; Rosales; Cannabaceae.